This is a messenger RNA of Lethenteron reissneri (Far Eastern brook lamprey), 1103 nucleotides long. RefSeq names its product galanin receptor 2a-like. Gene Ontology annotation, molecular function: G protein-coupled receptor activity. NCBI's taxonomy places the organism in Eukaryota, Metazoa, Chordata, Hyperoartia, Petromyzontiformes, Petromyzontidae. Gene Ontology annotation, cellular component: plasma membrane. Gene Ontology annotation, biological process: G protein-coupled receptor signaling pathway. The record is from RefSeq and is a predicted model, not a curated record.
UAUCGACGGGGGAGCACUCAAACGGAAAAGAAAUGACCCUGAAUAAUUGUACAAAUGCCACGAUUCAACAAAACCACUCCAAGCCAGAAGACACCGUGGGCUUCGUCCCAGAGAUUGAGAACGUUCAUUUGCGAUCGGCGUUGGCUUUUGGCUGCGCUCUGAUCUUUCUCGUCGGCGUGCCGGGAAACAUCGUUCUGCUCGCCGCCCUGCGAGAGAGCAUCCGGAACAGAGACGGCGACACCGUUACCUCCGUCACGAGCGUCUUGAUAUUCAACAUCACCGCCUCGGACCUCGUCCUCCUGCUCUACGUCAUCCCCUUGUUUACGCUACACUUCGUUCUCUGCAGUUGGACCUUCGGGCCGCUCGUUUGCACCGCAUUCAAGGUCGCAUCGCACGUGAGCAUGAGCGUGAGCUUCUACAGCAUGGUGUGCCUGUCUGUCGUGCGUUACGUUGCCGUGGUGCACCCCAUCCGCGCGCGGCUCGUGCGCUACAACCACGCGCUCCUGCUCUGCGCCUUCAUCUGGCUGGCCACCUCGGGCUUGAGUACCCCCCGAUGGCUCUACAGCCGCGUCGUCGGCGUGGGUGCGUGCAGCGUCUGCGCGCUGGUCAUGGACGAGAGGGAGAGGCUGCUCUUUGACGUGGCACUGAACAUCGUCGGGUUCAUCCCGGCCGUCGCCGUCAUGGUCUUCUGCUACUCGAGGAUCGUGCGAACGCUGUGGAGGAGAGGGGACAUGAUACGCAAUAACCAGGCGAGCGUUCUGUUUAACCGCCAGGCCACGAUUAUGACACUGGUUGCCUUUAUAGCCUUCUGCCUGCUGUGCAUCCCCAUGCUGGUUUACAUGCUCUGCCAGGCAAAGUUGUUCACCAACAGCUUGGAUUACGCCAUCGUUAGCCAAGUUUCAAUUGUCCUCUGUUACACCAACAGCUGCAUCAACCCAGUCAUAUACUUUUCUCUCUCGGGGCAGUUCCGCUUCGCUCUCAAGAAAGUUGUAAGGAAUUGCCAUUCUGAGCAAAAUUUGCAAAACAAUGGUUUGCCUCGAAACACAGCAGAAAUGCAUAAUGUCUGUAUUUUGACGUCGUUUAGAACAAUUGAAAAUGCGUGA